GUUGCGCGAGAGCGACACGAUUGCGGCUAAAAGAGGAAGCUAACGAGUUAGUCAAGACUUUUAAAUCUUAUUUAAACAUGUCGGGACGCUCAGUUCGCGCGGAGACAAGAAGCAGGGCUAAAGAUGACAUUAAGAAGGUGAUGGCGGCGAUCGAACGAGUCCGGAGAUGGGAGAAAAAGUGGGUGACUGUCGGGGACACGUCUCUGAGGAUAUUUAAAUGGGUUCCUGUAGUAGACAGUAAAGAGAAGGAGAAGAGUAAAGCUCCAGUUGCUUCUGAGGUUCAAAUAAACACUUUCUCUUCAGAGGAAACAACUGAAAACUCCUGCACAACUCUACUGGAUUACCAAGAUGAAAACAGCAGUCACAGCUCUCUCUCAGACUCGUUCCAGAGUAAAGUGAUCCCCGCAGACAGCAGCACAAAUUCCAGUCCUCAGCGCAGUGAGCCUGUCAGCCCUGUCACACACACACACACACUCACACACUCUCAUGAGUACCGCCCUGAUGAGCCUCCACCACCCACACUUGGCCAGGAGUGUAUGGAGGAGGCGUCGCUGCAGUCUGAGAUGGCUGAUGAACCGCCGACGCUGAUUAAAGAAGAUAUUUUACCCGUUACAGCUGAGGAAGUGGAAGAGGAAAACUCUGGAGCUCCGCCUCUUAAAAGAGUGUGUACUGAGCAGAUGUCUGUUAUCCAGUCUACUCUGUCCAGUUAACACACACACACACACACACGCACACAGACUGAGUACAAUCAGUGUAAAGAGUCAUUCCUCUCCUGAGAUCAGCAGCAGUAACUGAUUAUGUUACUGUAAGACAUUGUGAGCUGUAGGUUUCUGCUGCAGUGAAGUUUCAUAUAAAUUAUUACUUUAAGAUAAAUGUUUCACACCUUUUAUUUCACACCAGUUUUUAGGUCACACUGAGACUGUCACUUGACUUGACCAUCACAGACAAGAGAAACAUUUCAUUUUAUUAUAAACACAACUACAUUAUAAUCACUCAAAUCAACACACACACACACACACACACACACACACAGUGAUUGCCUCACAGCGCUCAAUGACUAGCUGCUUUUAAUCUGAUGCUGAUAUUUCUCCACAUUUCCUUCAGACCUGCUACACAUCACAAAUUCAGACAGAAUGUUUAUUUUAUUUUAUUACAUUACAUUUCCUCCUACUUCACUAGUUUCGGUUAUCAGUCUGUUACAGUGAAUUGUGAACACACCUAAAUUAUAAAUCUAGAUAUAAUUGAUAUACUGAAAGUAUUCCUACAUAUAGAUUUAUAUUUCAGAGAGUUUUUUUUAUCUUAAUAAGGAGUCGAUAAUAAUUAGAGUGAAUCAUUUAUACAGUGUGUGAAGUGACUCACAAGAGAUCAGAGCUUCUCUCUGUGCACUUGUGAUUAAUGAUGAUGGAAUGAUUGUGUUUAGUUUUCUGUUUGUUCAGUUUGUGUCUGAUGUCUUAAUGGUUAUUCUUCAUGAUCAGGAUAAUAAUAAGAAUAAUAAUUUCCAUCAGACUUAGCUGAUGAUGAUGAUGAUGAUGAUGAUGAUUACUGUACAUUGGUUAAGUGGCACAUUGAUGUUGAAAUUUUAUUAUUUUAAAAAUGAUUAUUAAUGUCAUUAAAAUAUAAGAACCGUG
Messenger RNA from Tachysurus fulvidraco (yellow catfish), 1628 nucleotides. RefSeq names its product BAF chromatin remodeling complex subunit BCL7B a (gene bcl7ba). The transcript has 6 exons. The coding region runs from base 78 to 710 and encodes 210 amino acids. NCBI's taxonomy places the organism in Eukaryota, Metazoa, Chordata, Actinopteri, Siluriformes, Bagridae. The record is from RefSeq and is a predicted model, not a curated record.